GGCACACACAUCCAGAGACCCACUCCCUCCCCUCCUGGAGACACACUGUCAUCUCUUGUCACACUGCAUCCCUGGCUCCCCCCCUCCCCAUCUUCACCCUGGUUUCCUCUGGGGACCUGCAGGACCCCAGCCCUGAAUUCGAGCCCCAGGACCCCCCUUAUCCGUUCCCUUCCAGGAUGAUGAUUCCUGCAUCCCUGGUAUUCUUAGUCUCUCCCUGGCUCCUCCUGGCUGGAGGUGUCUGUGCUCCCCCCCAGCACAUUUGACACACUCUCCCCAUCUCCCCCUACAUUGCUGCUGGGUGUCUGAUCCGUGUUCCCCUCCUCCUCUUCCUCCUCUUCUUCAUCAUCAUCAUCAGCACCUCUUCCAAAAAGGAUGCUCUGGCUAUAAGGACCUACCCGAGCCCUCGCAGGAUCACCCCCUUCCUUGCUGCAACCCCCGGCUGAUCCUUCCACAAGGAAGCAGGAUGGGGAAGGACCAGGAGCUGCUCCAGGCUGUGAAAGCCGAGGACCUGAGCACGGUUCAGAAGCUGCUGCAGAGACCCAAAGCGGGCAAAGCCAAGCUCCUCGGAUCCGCCAAAAGAGUGAAUGUAAAUUUUCAAGACACUGAUGGGUUCUCGGCCCUGCACCAUGCGGCCCUCAUAGGGAACACUGAGCUAAUCUCUCUGCUCCUGGAAGCACAGGCCGCUGUGGACAUUAAAGAUAACAAAGGGAUGCGUCCGCUCCAUUACGCGGCUUGGCAGGGCAAGAAGGAACCUAUGAAGCUGCUUCUCAAGUCUGGGUCUGCGGUGAAUAUCCAGUCAGACGAGGGGCAGAUCCCAUUGCACCAGGCGGCUCAGCAUGGACACUACGAUGUGUCUGAGAUGUUACUUCAGCACCAGUCUAACCCCUGUAUCAUGGAUAUCUCUGGAAAAACUCCUCUGGACUUGGCGUGUGAGUUUGGAAGAGUUGGGGUCGUUCAGCUGUUAUUAAACAGUAACAUGUGUGCGGCGCUGCUAGAGCCAAAGCCCGGAGAUAGUACGGACCCCAACGGGACCAGCCCCCUGCACCUGGCAGCCAAGAACGGUCACAUCGAUAUUAUCAGGCUCCUCUUGCAAGCGGGAAUUGAUAUUAAUCGUCAAACCAAAUCGGGAACAGCUCUACACGAGGCGGCCCUGUGCGGGAAAACGGAGGUGGUGCGGCUCCUUCUGGAUAGUGGGAUCAAUGCUCACGUGAGGAACACCUACAAUCAGUCAGCCCUGGACAUCGUCAAUCAGUUUACGGGCACUCAGGCCAGCAAAGAGAUUAAGCAGAUGUUACGAGAUGCCUCGGCAGCUCUGCAGGUCAGGGCGCUAAAGGAUUACUGCAAUAACUACGAUCUGACCAGUCUCAAUAUUAAAAUGGGAGACGUGAUCACGGUUUUGGAGCAGCAUCCUGACGGUCGGUGGAAAGGUUGCAUUCAUGACAACAGGACGGGCAAUGAUAGAGUGGGCUACUUCCCGGCCAAUCUGGUGGAGGCCAUCAGCAAGCGAACAGGUUCAUGGGGCUCAUGUCACAUAGAAAACCCCAGGCCACAGCCCACCGUCCAAAGGGCACCAGUAUCUAAUGGUGACCUGCACCACUCCUUCCAUUGCCUGAUGCCGCCACCACAUUCUAAUCCAAUGCUUUUCAGUACAUUUGGUUACCAAAAGUCCUGCUUUCCUGCAGGGAAACCGCAUUACGGACCAGGUUCUCGAGGAUCAGAAUCCAGUCCGUCUCAUAUGUCUCCUGGCCCCACUUCUGUGGCCCCGCCGGAGGAAAUUUGGGUACUGAGGAAACCAUUUGCAGGUGGUGAUCGCAGCAGCAUGGGCAGCACAGGAAGCGCCACCAGCGGUCGGAGUUCUGGGAGCGGCCAGAGUGCUGGCAGCCCCCAUGCUAUACCUGCUUCCGCAGAGGGGGUCAAGCUGCUCGCCACUGUUCUUUCCCAGAAGGCAUUGGGGCAGGAGCCCGGAGACGCCUGUGAGGGCCACAAAGGAUCUGCACGACCCCAGAGCGUUACAAGCUGUCCCUACAAUGAGCAAUUGCAUGGAGACCACUCAAAGAAGAUGGAAGCCAUGACAGAAGGGAAGAGCGCAGAAGCCGUCUUCCAGUGGUUGUGCAAGUUUCAGCUCCAAUUGUAUGCUCCCAACUUUAUUAAUUCUGGAUAUGACAUCCCGACCAUCAGCCGGAUGACGCCCGAGGAUCUCACAGCCAUUGGAGUGACUAAACCCGGGCACAGGAAAAAGAUCUUCUCCGAAAUCAAUAGCCUCAAUAUCGGAGAAUGGCUUCCUGAUUACAAACCAGCAAACCUGUCCCUUUGGCUAUCAAUGAUUGGGCUUGGUCAGUAUUACAAGAUCCUGGUGGAAAAUGGUUAUGAGAACAUUGAUUUCAUUACCGAUAUAACUUGGGAAGAUUUGCAAGAAAUUGGAAUCAUCAAGCUGGGUCACCAGAAAAAGUUGAUGUUGGCCGUAAAGAAACUGUCUGAGAUCCAGAGGUCUGAGUAUGGUAAGUUCGAUUCAGGCAGCAUGAGAAGAAGACCACCGCAGAAGAACCUGGAGUCAAUGUCGAUCGAGUCUCCUCCACCGGACAGUGCAGAGUGUCAGUCCCCAAAAAUGAAGACCUUCCAGGACAGUGAUCUGAGUGAUGAGUUGCAAGCAGCCAUGACUAGUGACACUCCAGAUGGCUCUGAAAAUCAAAUAAAUCAUGCACCGCACCACAGAGAAGGUUCUUACAGAGGACCCUCUGGAGCAAGGCUUCAUCAUGAAGGGAGUCUGAGUGGUCGAGCUAGGCACAUCAGCAGUUCCCAGGAACUCUUGGGGGAUGGAAGCAAAGGGCCUAGUGCUGUUAUGUCGAAGAGCCAGGAAUACUUGACAGAAGAAGUGAAGAGAGAAGAUGUAACCCGAGAAUCCAGGCCCCUCAAGCAUGGACAUUCAGUAAAAAGGGCCAGCGUCCCACCAGUUCCAGGGAAGCCUCGGCAGUCGUUCCCUCCUUCAAGAGGACAGACCUAUACCCCACCACAAACCCCAACUAAGGGAACCCCUUCAUCACCACAAGCAGUUAAUACCCCACAAGCUACUGCCAAAGUGAAGCCAACACCUCAGCUUCUUCCACCUUCUGACAGACCCAUGUCUCCUCGCUCCUUGCCUCAGUCUCCCACCCAUAGAGGUUUUGCUUAUGUUCUUCCGCAGCCUAUUGAGGGUGAAGGAGUCCCUUCCCACUUGGCACAGGCAGUGCCUGUGUUGCCAGUGUCAGUUCCAGUCUUAUGCCUUCCACCGGCAGGCGAGGGAGAAGAUGAUGAUGAAGAUGCUCAGGAAGGAGGAAAAGGAGAGCAUGGACGUCCUAAGAAGCGGGCACAUAGUUUGAAUCGAUAUGAUGGUUCUGAUGGAGAUAAAGAAGAGCUGUUGGUUAUUGAUGGUGGUCCAUACGGUACAGGACAGAGAAGAGUGGGUAGGAGCCACUCUGUAAGAUCACAAUCUGGGGUUGAUAAGAACGUUAAUCGUAGUCAGUCCUUUGCAGUGCGUCCCAGGAAAAAAGGACCCCCACCACCACCACCCAAGCGUUCUAGUUCUGCCAUCUCUGGGACUAACCUCGGUGAUGGUUUAUCUGCUGAGGAUGCAUGCGGCGAGGGCUAUAGGGAACACAGGAGAGCUAGUGACUUUGGUGGCAUAGUGGACACUGGAAGUGCUGGCAGUGUAAAGAGCAUUACUGCCAUGCUAGAACUAUCAUCCAUUGGUGGGGGACCAAGGGCUCUAUCUGGACAGAGACCAAGGGGGUCUGAUGGGUACUGCUUUCACCUCAUGCCACAUCCAGGCAGCCCUGAACUUCACCGACUUCCAGGGAUUGUGGCUGGUGUCAAGCACCGUGAAGCCAUUGGACUGGAUGGAGAGGUAGUUAAUCGUCGGAGGACCAUAAGUGGACCAGUAACCGGACUAGUGGCUGCAGCACGGAGAGAACGCCAAGAGGCCUCGAAGCCCCCUGACUCGCCGUGCAGUCCUUCUGAAGUAAUCCCUUUUGCAGAAGAGCGCAAGCUGACUGUUAAACACCGUCCACGGCCAUCAACAAAGGAGCAGGCAGGCUCUCUAACAGCAGAACAAGCCAAACACGCGGACUUGACCUCUGUUGAGUCCAGUGUGACACUUAAGCGCAGGGUGAAGGCCAGACAGGGCCAGCAUCCUGGAGAUAUGAAAUUCUUACUGACAGAAUCAGACACAGUGAAGCGCAGGCCAAAGCCCCGAGACAAGGACGGUGGAGGGGCAGAGCCACUGGUAGUCUAUCAAAAUGGAAUGGGCACAGUAAAACGCCGCCCUGUUUCGGAGAUGAGCUUGGGUCCAGUAGGACGACAGGACAGCUCAGAACAUAUACUGCAGACCCCAGAGCGCAGCAUUAAACCACCUGUGUCACCAAAGCCCACCAUUAUUCACCCUCCUGGAAAGACCCCUUCCACUCCCACAAAGAGGACUCAAGUCACAGGUCCCGGAGGAGAAGUAAAGAAGGUAAUGGGAAUUCCUCCACCCGUCUCUCCCAAACCUACUCCUCCCCCAACAGCUCCUAAGCCCACCAAACCCCAUGCGAUCAUACAAUCCUCUAGCGCAAGCUCAACUCCGGCCCCGUCUCCCGUCAAGCAACCUAACAACAUCAAACCUUCCAGCACGCCCCCGUCUCUGUGUUCCAGCCCUGCUAAGCCUCUGACUCCGGGUCACCCCCUACAGGUCCCCAUCAAACCCCCUAGGUUGUCGAUCACAAGCUCUUCCCUAGAAGGAGGGGGCAGUGAAGCCGCACAACAGAAGUUGGAGGAGACCAGUGCUUCGCUGGCUGCGGCCCUGCAAGCUGUGGAGGAGAAGAUCAAGCAGGAGGACGCACAGAAAGAUAGCUCAUCCCUGGAGGAGAAGAGUACAGUCAGUAUCCUGGAUGACAUAGGCAGCAUGUUCGACGACCUCGCAGACCAGCUGGACGCCAUGUUGGAAUGAAGCUACAGUGCUCUCUCCUCAAAGGCAAGGUCAUACUGACUGCCUCCGCUUCCCUUGCUGGGUCCUGUACAGACCACCCGCCUCCUCCUAGGGCCCUUCCGAUUUCUGCCACCUGGUCUCAGAACACGUCUAAACCUUAGCACAAGCAAGUAAAGCCGAAUACCUCAGGAUUGUGCUCAGUCAGUUCGGGGAGGGGGAGGCCGAGGUCAACCGGGAGGCGGCAACGGCUAUGGCUUUGGCGGUCCAAAAACGCGAAGAAAAGUUCCAGAAUGCAUUGCAGCACAGAGUUCAGUCAUAACCUGGACCGAGAGGACUACGCUGUGUUGUUAGCACUAAGGGUUCACAUUGAGCAGCGGAGCAGCACGCCUCCUAUUGGACGUCAGACCCAUAACUUACGCGGAAAGCUUCCCGUUUUUGUAUUUCUUGUUUUCGUCUUGUUAAGAUUGCGGUUACCAUUCAGUGUGAGAAAUGGAUAUAGACGUUUUCCCCCCAUCGUUAUCGGCUGUCUGAAGGCGAUUAUAGCACCCCCUGCUGGUGAGAAUUUAGAAGCCCCCCCUGAAUGAAUAUGGUGAUGACUAGACUCAACAAGGCAAACACCAGGUCAUUACCUGAACUCUCAUCAUCCAAUCGGUAUCCCAAUAGCCAUUUGUAG
This is a messenger RNA of Bufo bufo (common toad), 5612 nucleotides long. RefSeq names its product CASK interacting protein 1 (gene CASKIN1). The record is from RefSeq and is a predicted model, not a curated record. The transcript is spliced from 21 exons. Gene Ontology annotation, molecular function: protein binding. The coding region runs from base 464 to 4960 and encodes 1498 amino acids. Lineage: Eukaryota; Metazoa; Chordata; Amphibia; Anura; Bufonidae.